Endocarpon pusillum Z07020 is the source of this 1050-nucleotide messenger RNA. RefSeq lists its product as uncharacterized. Gene Ontology annotation, molecular function: transposase activity; DNA binding. The transcript is spliced from 2 exons. Gene Ontology annotation, biological process: DNA transposition. Bases 1 to 1050 code for a protein of 349 amino acids. The record is from RefSeq and is a predicted model, not a curated record. Lineage: Eukaryota; Fungi; Ascomycota; Eurotiomycetes; Verrucariales; Verrucariaceae.
AUGGCUCUGUUCUCUCUCAAAAAGGCGCAGGGCGCAGAAACAAGAUAUAUGACAGAAAAGCGCCCCUAUUUGGCGCACAGACCAACAACAUCAAUCAGUGGCCCUGUACGUUCAACAGAAAGUAACCAGCUGCUCAUUCUCGAGUAUCAACAGCUGGUUACGUCAGCUGUAAAUCAACGAACGAAGGUCAUCUCUUACUCUUUGAGUCGAAACAUCCUCGAUUGUGAUGAUUAUGAGUCGAUUCAAGGCCUUCUCAAGACUCUCGAUGAUGCCAAAUUCGUCCAUCAUGAGAGACUCAACUUCGAAUAUGAUAAUGAGGGCAAAGUGACGAGCAAACAGCUCAUUCAGAUCUGGUUUUCUCACUCUCAACAGCUUAAGAUAGCUCAGCGCUUUGUUGCAGAUCAGGUCCUUGUUAUUGACGGUACUUUUAAUACAAAUGAGCUUCGUCUAUCUCUUCUCGCUGCUGUGAGUAUCACGAAUUCUGGGUCUACAUUUCCUGUAGCCUUCAGCUACUGCUCUUCAGAAAGUACGGAGUCGUUGGUCUUCUUCUUUGAAUGCCUCAAACGCGAAUGCUUCGCCGACGAUAUACCUCCUUGUCGUGUUGUUAUCGGAGAUCAAGCUGCUGGCCUCAUCACAGCUGUGUCUAUAGUCUUCCCAAACGCGAUUCUACAGAGCUGCGACUGGCAUGCUGUUCAAGCGAUGCUAAAGCGAUCUCGAACGUCAGGCUAUAAAAAGAACCAAAUCGAUAUUCUACAAGAUCUGUGCUGGAUCUACGUCAAGAGCUCUACGAGUCAAGAGCUUCAGAAUAAUCGUCAACAGCUUCUUGAUGAGGUGCGACCUUCAGAGAAGAAGUACAUUAUAGAGACGUGGAUACCAAAUAUCCUUUCUUACCCAGCUUCCCUGAAUGGGCUGGCACAUCUUUUCCUCCUCUUAGUGAUUGGAACAAGCAGUCAGGGCAUUUCCAACUGGGAUAUCUACCUACCCGAUCUUCAGUCCACUACAGCGACACCCCUUGCUCUUCACCAGCGAAAGAAAAAAAAAAUUAGUUAA